GCCCGGCCCGCCUGCGAGGCCCUCCGGUCCGCCAGGCGGAGGUGCGGCGUGGGGGCGGCGCGCGGCGGUCUCCCAGCCGCCCCACUUCGACAGCAUGUUCGGCCUCUCGUUCCGGGACCCGUCCCUGUUCCUUGCCAUCACCGUCAUCGGGGUCACAGUGCUCCUGUUCGUCCUGAAAAACAUGAACUCAGGGAAGAGACCUCUUAUCACCUUACAGGACCCUGAAACCAAGUACCCACUGCCCUUGAUUGAGAAAGAGCAAAUCAACCACAACACCUGGAGGUUCCGCUUUGGACUGCCCUCGCCAGACCACGUUUUAGGGCUUCCUGUAGGUAACUAUGUCCAUCUCUUGGCCAUAAUUGACGGUGAUAUGGUGGUCAGAGCUUAUACACCUGUGUCCAGUGAUGAUGAUCGAGGCUUUGUGGACUUUAUUAUAAAGAUCUACUUCAAAAACGAACACCCUAAUCAUCCAGAAGGGGGGAAGAUGACUCAGUACUUGGAGAACAUGAAAAUUGGGGACACCAUCCUUAUUCGAGGGCCAACUGGGCGCCUGUUCUAUCAUGGGCAAGGGAAGUUUUCAAUCAAACCACACAAAACGAGUGAGCCUGAAAAAAAACUGGCCCAUCACCUGGGAAUGAUUGCUGGGGGCACAGGGAUUACCCCCAUGCUGCAGCUCAUUCGCCACAUCACCAGGAACCCCAGUGACAAGACCACGAUGUCCCUCAUCUUUGCCAACCAGACAGAGGAGGAUAUCUUGGUGAGAAAGGAGCUUGAAGAAAUUGCCAGAACUCACCCAGACCAGUUCAACCUCUGGUACACCCUGGACAGGCCUCCUGUUGGCUGGAUGUACAGCUCAGGCUUCAUUACUGCUGACAUGAUCAAGGAGCACCUCCCGCCUCCUGGGAAGUCCACGUUCAUCCUGGUGUGUGGCCCUCCAGGCCUGAUCCAGACAGCCGCUCACCCUAACCUGGAGCAACUGGGUUAUACCAAGGACGAGAUUUUCACCUACUAACACCUCCCUCGCUCUUAGCAAACUUCCCUGGUCCCUUUCCUCUGUUUCAAAGUGAGUUCAGUUUCAGCAUGUUAAACUGGGAUGCGUUCAAAAGUGCCCCGUGGUGCACCGGUGGGCACGCUGGCGCUUGUUUCUUUUGGGUGAGGACCUAAGAAGAAGGGCUCAAGGGGCUGGAGAGAAAGUGGAUUCUGACAUCUCCUUGCUUGAGAGGCUUGAAGGAACUCCAUUUCAGUAUCUUUUUCCAUAGUUUAGUGAAAUAAACUUCAGUACAAAGCAGUCAGCCCA
This is a messenger RNA of Ceratotherium simum simum (southern white rhinoceros), 1297 nucleotides long. It is a transcript of the gene CYB5R2, whose product is annotated as cytochrome b5 reductase 2. Gene Ontology annotation, cellular component: mitochondrion. Gene Ontology annotation, molecular function: FAD binding; oxidoreductase activity. The record is from RefSeq and is a predicted model, not a curated record. Lineage: Eukaryota; Metazoa; Chordata; Mammalia; Perissodactyla; Rhinocerotidae.